GCGGGCAGGGCUGAGUCUGUCAUUGGGACUCACUAAUGAGCUCUCCACUCUGCCUCCCCAUGUGGAGGAAUGUUUGCACUGGAGAGUGAGCGAGCAAAAGGGGGGGAGAGAGGGAGUCGGGGAAGGAGAACGGCACUGAGGAGCCAAGGAAUGAAGUGUGAGAGGAGCUGUUGUACCUGCUGCUCUCACUGCUGUAGCAGCGUAUUCAGGGACUGAUGCUGCUAUCCCAGGACAAACCCAUACAGUGGGGGCAGCUGUCUUUAGUGGAUAAGGCACACAUAAGCUGCUCCUGGAGGAACGGUUGUCUGUAGAGGUGUGAUGGAAGAGGAGGUCACUGAACCUGAUCCUCAAACUGGGGAGCCCACCAGCAUGCCAGCACUGGAGAUGCAGUCGGAGGUAAAUGGGGACUUGCCGGGUCAACCAUACCUGAGGGACGGGCCAGUGGAAGUGACGGACAGUCCGGCGAGGGAGCCUGUUGUGUUGCAGUAUCCUGCCGAGUACAAUAACAGCCAUCUGUAUGGGGAGAAGAUGCCGUUUCAUCAUGUGACGGCAGGCCUGCUGUAUAAGGGGAACUACCUGAGUCGUUCACUGUCGGAUACUGACAGCGACGUCUUAGCCAGCAUCUCUGUGGAGGAACUCGAUGAGAUCCGAGAGGCGUUUAAGGUGCUGGAUCGUGAUGGUAAUGGAUUCAUUUCCAAGCAGGAGCUGGGUAUGGCUAUGCGCUCUCUGGGGUACAUGCCCAGUGAGGUGGAGCUCGCCAUCAUCAUGCAGAGACUUGAUAUGGAUGGUGAUGGACAAGUAGAUUUCAAAGAAUUCAUGACAAUCCUUGGACCCAAACUCCUCUCAUCUGAAACAAGAGAAGGCUUCCUGGGGAACACAAUCGACACCAUCUUCUGGCAGUUUGACAUGCAGAGGAUCACCCUGGAGGAACUGAAACACAUCCUGUUUUAUGCCUUCCGUGAACAUCUCACCAUGAAGGACAUUGAGAACAUCAUCAUCAAUGAGGAAGAGAGCCUGAAGGAAAAUUCUGGGAACUGUCAGACUGAGUUUGAAGGAGUUCACCCUUCGAAGAAGAACCGGCAGACGUGUGUGAGGAAGAGCCUCAUCUGCGCCUUUGCUAUGGCCUUCAUCAUCAGCGUCAUGCUCAUCGCAGCCAAUCAGAUGCUGCGGAAUGGCAUGGAGUAGCCGCGCCCACUGCGAGCGGGAACAAACCAGCCUUCAUGUGCAUGCCAGUGGGUGAAAUCAGAGCUGACGUGGAAUACCCCAAAACAAGCCUCCCCUCAACAAAAUGUCUUUCAAAAUGAUCCCAGUGAUGGUGAGUGAGUGACGUUGUGACACCAAACAUCCAGUACAGUUGUGAAGCCAGCAUGAGGAGUCGUGCAGGGCUCCUCCCUCUUUUCUCUGACAGGGACUUUCAAGGGCUGACAUUACGCAUAAUAUUCUGUUGUCUCCGUUUCCCCCCAAUGCAAUAAAAAAGAGCAGUGCAGGAGCUCAGUGCUGCUCACUCUCCAGCAGGCGAGACGUGGUGAGGUUGCAGAUCUGUCAACCACCGGUACUCCGUUAUAAUGCCGUCUGGAAAUGGGAGGAACAGUUGCUGUCUUAUUAGGUUUCCUGGAACUACGAUGGCUGGGCUCCCUAACACUUGAGCAGAAGGCCCAGAUGCGUCAGCGCUUUGAGUCCGUGUGGGGCCACCAUACUUUUAACUGCUGCAGCGUCUGUGGGCCGGUACGAUGUGUUCACAGUCCUCCAACUCAGCCUGAUGGAACAAACAGGCUCCGACACUGAGGUCGAAUUUGGAUCAAGUCAAGGACACUGAUCUCUGUGUGGUGAAAUGAAAUACGUCUCACUGUGUUAUUUAUCAUAGAUCUGUGGUGUGAUUUAACGUCAUUUGUAGACUCACUUUCCUCAAUCUGCUUCAUCUUGAAUCCAUCCCGUGCAUUCAGCUGUGGGUUUUGUUUUUUUGCGUGGCAGGAAAAAA
Molecule: messenger RNA, 1978 nt
Organism: Thalassophryne amazonica
Lineage: Eukaryota; Metazoa; Chordata; Actinopteri; Batrachoidiformes; Batrachoididae
Gene: caln1
Product: calneuron 1
Exons: 6
Coding region: 319-1185 (288 amino acids)
Molecular function (GO): calcium ion binding
Source: RefSeq, a predicted model, not a curated record